GAUAUUUGAUAGCGCGCAAAUUUCUCUGGCUUUCCCUCUUCUUCGCGUAAUUACGUACGGAACGACGACGACGACGCCGAAGAAGGAGAGGGGAGAGUGAGAGAGCGAGAGGGGCCGCUGAUAUUGGGGGACGGCCAUUUUGCCGUGGGCGCUCGAGCUGUGAGUAGUGGCAGCACCCUAGCACUUUCUCUCGUCUCCCGGGGACCUGGCAUUUAUAUUCCAAGAUAUUAAAAAUAUUGUAUCUGCUUGAAAAUGAUGACUGAAUCACAUAUGAACUCUAACCAUGUGUUGAAUUCUGCUCUGAGUCUAAAGCCAGAUCUAGAAAAAAUGGAUGAUGUUGGUUGGAAAGCUAAGCUCAAUAUCCCACCAAAGGACAGACGCAUCAAAACAAGUGAUGUCACAGACACUCGAGGAAACGAGUUUGAAGAGUUCUGUCUGAAACGUGAGCUUCUUAUGGGAAUCUUUGAAAAAGGUUGGGAGAAGCCUUCACCUAUCCAGGAGGCUAGUAUUCCAAUCGCACUAUCCGGCAAAGACAUUUUGGCACGUGCCAAAAAUGGAACAGGAAAAACUGGUGCAUACUCGAUUCCUGUUCUAGAACAGGUUGAUCCCAGCAAAGACGUUAUUCAAGCAUUGAUUAUUGUGCCUACCAGAGAGUUGGCACUUCAGACGUCACAAAUUCUGAGGGAGCUGGCAAAGCACAUGGAUAUUCAAGUUAUGGUUACCACUGGUGGUACUAACUUGCGCGAUGAUAUCAUGAGGAUUUAUCAAAAAGUGCAAGUUAUAAUCGCUACACCUGGCAGAAUUCUCGAUCUCAUGGAUAAACAAGUUGCCAACAUGGACCAUUGCAAAAUUUUGGUUUUGGAUGAGGCUGACAAGCUUCUUUCUCAAGAUUUUAAAGGAAUGCUAGAUCAUGUCAUUUCCAGAUUACCAAAAGAACGUCAAAUUUUGCUGUACUCAGCAACUUUCCCUUUGACGGUAAAACAAUUCAUGGAAAAGCACUUAAGAGAUCCCUAUGAAAUUAAUUUGAUGGAAGAGCUUACCUUGAAAGGUGUGACGCAAUACUAUGCUUUUGUGCAAGAACGUCAGAAAGUCCAUUGUCUUAACACGCUAUUCUCGAAGUUACAAAUCAAUCAGAGCAUUAUCUUCUGCAACACAACGCAGCGCGUUGAGUUACUAGCAAAGAAAAUAACAGAUUUGGGCUACUGCUGUUACUAUAUUCAUGCCAAAAUGGCCCAAGCACAUAGAAAUCGCGUGUUUCACGACUUCCGCGCUGGACUUUGCCGAAAUUUGGUUUGCAGUGAUCUAUUCACUCGAGGUAUUGACGUUCAAGCAGUAAACGUUGUGAUCAAUUUCGACUUUCCUAAGAUGGCAGAAACAUAUUUGCAUCGUAUUGGCCGUUCUGGAAGAUUUGGUCAUUUGGGUAUCGCUAUCAAUUUAAUCACAUACGAAGAUCGCUUCAACCUUCACCGUAUUGAGCAAGAGCUUGGUACUGAGAUCAAGCCCAUCCCCAAGGUGAUCGAUCCUAGUCUGUAUGUGGCGAGACCAGACGACAAUAAUAGUUUGGAGGAGAGCAAUGUGUCCAAGUAGUUCCAUAAUCACAAUUGAGGAUCAUAAUCGCUCAAAGCAAUGGAAAAAGUGUGUCAUGUGAUCGUGACUUAUGGAAACUGAAUGAAAAACAAAUUGCAGGUGUGCGCAUAAUGAUUGGCGUGCUCUGGACUUAUUUGAAGUGAAAAUAUAAGAAAAAAAGUUUUGUGCUACUUAAAUCUGAGGAAUAGUCGAAAAAAAAAAUUGAUUGAAAAAAAUACGUGUUUUGAGAAGUGAAUGAUGAUAAAAAACAUAACAAACCAUUUCAAAGACAAUGUCAGUGCUACAAAAUAAAAUAUAAACUGUUUGAGUAGGCAAUUUUGCGUAAAAAACAAAAUGCAAAAUCAUGGAGAACAAUUAUAGUCAUAAUAAGCAAAGAAAGAGUUACUUGUAAAUAAGGUAUUACUGAGCAUGAAAAUAAUCAUUCGCUUUGCACUUGGUAAACUCAGUGAUUGAAGAAGUGAUUGGAGUGCCAGUGCGAGUCAUUCUUUGUAUAUACUACAUUUAAAUGUACAUAAUACUAUUGUAGCGCACAGUCAAGCCAUUGUUAAGCAAAUAAACAAAUACGAGAAGUGUGUAUCGUAACGGCAUACGAACAUGAGAGUAAAACAACAUUGAUCACAAGUAUGGUUAUCACUAAGUGUAAGUAUCAUGUGUCUGAGAGUAUCUUGCGUCAUUUUAACAUAAAUUUUUAUACAUUCACACAUAAAACGAGAACACAACUGUUGAUUUUUAUGUUUAUAAAUGAGUGAUAAAUUUCGAGAAAAAGUGUGUGAAAGUGAGAGAUUGAACGAUCAAUUGUCAAUAAGUAAUGUCAAUCUACACAUCUGUCAUACUUCGCUCUACGAUCUAACAUAAAUGAAAAAAAUUAAAUACAGUAUAACUCUUAAAAUGAAAGAAAGGUAAGAAAUUAUCCGUACGAUAUAUUGUAGAACAACAGUGGCUUGACUUUGCUAGCUUUACUACUGUCAACGCAACUCUGAAAUUCAAUCGGUUUGCCACACUUUCUAACGCGUGAAUUCACAAAAUGCUAAGUACAAGUAUUAUACAAUUAUUUUUUGCUUUCUACUGGGAAACACCAAAGUUCUUGGUUGUUUUCGUUUUUCAUAUAUACAUUUUUUUUAAUUCAGAUGAAAAGUAAAAUAAACAGAACAAUCGGUUUUUACCAUACUGUGAUUGAACGUCAGAGAUUGUAAAAUUGACUAGUUUUAUACAAUUAUUUUUAUAAUGUAAACUAUGGCUGGUGGACAAUAACUAAUUCUUCUAAUUUUCCUCGCGCGCCUAUCGAGAGGCUCUACGUGUUCACUUGCACAUUCGUAUAUUUAUACAUGAUAACGCGAAGAAUGAAAAAAAUUUCAUCGCGAUUCGUACUUUUUAUCAGUGUAAGAGUUACGUACGUUCGCGGCUCCGUAUACAACGUUAAAGUAUACGCUGAAAAUUCGACAUGAGGUGGGGGGUUAAGAACGAGUACUGCAGAAAAAGUAAAUAAUAAACUCGUCGAGAUUGUAAAUUCACGCGACUUGAGAAUUCUUAGCAACUAAUCGUUGUUUUGUAAAAUAAUACAAAUUAUUUGUAGUAAAGCGACUGGAGAGCGAUCGACGACUCGGAACGAUAAGUUACCGUUCGUAGAGAGGAAAAAACAAACAUUUGAACUCUACAUCUGUCUUUCAAUUUACGUUGGCCUCGUGCCAAAAAUAUUUUAAGCCGAUACCUUCUUUUUUUUUUCGAUCGUUUUGAGGGGCAAGGUACAAAAAAUUUUUACGCGAGAUUAACCAACGCGACAACACGAGCGCGUACAGAUUUACAGACUCGACGAUGGUAAGAAAACUUUUCCCUGAUAAAAGUCGACGUUCAUCCACGCGUAAAGCCUCUCGAAUUCGAUUCAUUGUAAAAAGAAAACAAGUAAAGAAAACGAAUUCCAACCCGGAGAUAAAUUGUUUGCCUUCCUGAGUCGUGUGAACGAACCAACCACAAUACACGCACUUGUGGAAAAAAUUGCAAGAGCCACCAGCCAAAGAUGACCUAGAUUUACGAGAGAAAGAAAGAGAGGGAAACGAAGGGGAAAAAACCGACAACAAUCUUCUCUUAAUCGUUUUUCUUGGUUUCAUUCGUUUUUCCGUCCCGCGGGGACGUACUGUUCUUUCCUACGAUUGUAAGCGCCAGAAGACCCACCUCGCGACGCCUCCGUAUACUACAAUUGAAAAAAGUAAGGGAGGGGACAAAAAAACAAACACACAUACACACAUACACGUGUCAAUGAGGAGCGUGUCGAUGGAUUGAGCGACGAAGCACAAAGAUGAAAAUUAAUAAAAGUCGGCACGCGUGAUCAAUUUAUCUUGUAAAUAUAUACAAUAUUCUAUGACACUACACUAACACACACGUACACGAAAACACACUUUCCGUCAAGAUUUUUGACUGGAGCAAAGACUGUAUAAUAUAUAUAUGUAUAAUAUAAAUGAAAAAAAAACACGAACGAUUGAAAAAGAAGAGGCGUCGCGAGGGGUUUGCAUUGGGCGCGAGAGUUCGAUUUAAUCAUACGCAAUCUGGCGCCUCCGCGAAACGAACGCGGAUUAUUCCUAUGUAUGCGCCGAUUGAAAGAGGUAAGAGAAAAAGAUUUUGUAUAACGAGCGCGAACGAGCAUCAGAAAAAAUUACCGAGACGCUCACCUUUUGUACGAAGCGAACACCACGAGACGAUAUAACGGCGUCUCUUACCUUUUAUGUUUUGCUUUUUUUUCUUCUGCGAAAUAAUUUGUCAUCGUCGUCGUCAUCGCUGUUUUUGUUGUUGUUUCUCCCAAAAGCAAGACCCGACCAAAGUCUCGAUGGUCUGCAAAGAAAAAAAUACAGAAACUUCACUCAGCGACGAAGACGACGACGACGAUAAAAUGUUUCAAAUACGAGAGUAACUGACUCUCAGGGAUUGUAUUGCCGAGGUACACGGCACAGAUUGGUAUUACGUACAAUAAUGGUUAACAUCGGAAAUGCAAAUACGGGAUCUCGUGCGACAUCCGAGGGGAUCCCUGUAGUCUGUAGGCCACGUCGUACGAGUGGAACAACUUUUUGUGUCGUACGCGCGGAAGAGUGAAUACGAGAUUUGCAGUUUUGAAGUUAAAUGAUUGUAAUACGUGUGUAAAUUGACUUAAUCUGUGGAUUAAUGAGUGAGGUACUCGAGGUUCACUCUUUUGUGUUAUUUUAUGAAAAAUACCAGCGAGAACGUUGGAGGUGCGUGUCUAGAGUACAGUAUCUUGUUGUUGAAAUUUGAAGUAUUCGUACUUCAGGUUAUGCUAUAAGUUUGUUGAAAAUCUGAUAGAGUGAGAAUACCCUAGACGCGACUGAUGGCGUUUUGUGUGUUUGGUUGAGCAAAUUGAAAAAAAAAAAAAAAAGAAAAAAAAAAUUAAAAACAAUUCCGGUACUAUUACAAAAUUUAAACUGCCGGCAGUUAUCUUAUGUGUAAUUCGAUCGGGCAAACAUUAUAGAAAUUCACCUCUGAAAUUAGUUACAUCAAAUCAAUAAAUAAAUGGAAAAUUCAUGCGUGAUUCAAGUUUUGUUAAGCCGCGCUUCAAGAUUUUAUUACGAUAUUUCAAAAUCAUCUGGAUAUUCGCCCAAAGAAUUUUAAAAUUGCAAUAAGUCUCGGAACAAAACAUUCUUUCAUGUAUAUCGCGCAAAAGAUUGUACAAUCACAACGAAUUUUUUUUUUUGAAUCGCUAAAACAAAAUAAUGUUAACUCUAAAUCAACAAACUUUUCAUGAAUCUCGCGAAUGAGCAAAAAUUUAUAUUUUAUUAGAAAGCCUGCGUCUCAGCUUAGAAAAAUUUCAUUUUUGAAACAAUGUAUUUCGAACAACGUUUUCUUCGGAAUAAUAAGUAAUUCGGAAUUUUUACUUUUAAAAUGAAAUUGCUAUUUUUACUGACGCAGAUAAUGCAGUAUAAAAAGUUUAUAAAAUUGCAUUUCUAUCGGAAAAUUGUAAAAAAAAAACGUUAGGACUAAAAUUCAAUGUUUUGUCAAUCAUAAUUUUACAACAUUGUGCAGACGAACUCUGUCGUCACUUUUUUCUGCAAAACGAAACCAGAAAAAUCUCCAAACAAAUAAUUAGCAACAUUUAAUAUUUGAUUUAGUUUUUGCGUCGAGUCAUUUUUUUUGCGUUGACAGAGUUCGUCUAAUAAAUAUCAAACUUCAAACUUAUUUGUCAAAAUUUUAAGACGGAGAUAGAAGGCUUUCGUUUCUUCAAUAAAAAAAAAAACAAUCUGAACACCUCAAAUUUACAA
Messenger RNA from Phymastichus coffea, 5846 nucleotides. RefSeq names its product ATP-dependent RNA helicase me31b (gene me31B). The coding region runs from base 253 to 1587 and encodes 444 amino acids. Gene Ontology annotation, biological process: cytoplasmic stress granule assembly; P-body assembly. Gene Ontology annotation, cellular component: cytoplasmic stress granule; P-body. The transcript is spliced from 8 exons. Gene Ontology annotation, molecular function: RNA helicase activity; mRNA binding; ATP binding. Lineage: Eukaryota; Metazoa; Arthropoda; Insecta; Hymenoptera; Eulophidae. The record is from RefSeq and is a predicted model, not a curated record.